Molecule: messenger RNA, 4663 nt
Organism: Branchiostoma floridae (Florida lancelet)
Lineage: Eukaryota; Metazoa; Chordata; Leptocardii; Amphioxiformes; Branchiostomatidae
Exons: 9
Coding region: 480-4364 (1294 amino acids)
Source: RefSeq, a predicted model, not a curated record
CGUGAAGUCAUUUGGCCUCGCUUUAUAUCAAACUCUGCCUCUCUUUACCUAGCCUACAUUAGGUGUCAUCGCCACUUUGCCGUAUUUACGCACUUUGACGGCCGCCUCAGUGGGUCGUUUCAUAUUACAAAUUCACUAUUUGAUAAACAUUUUAACUUGCCGACGCUGUGAGGCCGAAUCGAGUUGUGGCUUGAAACUCUAUUUCCACUCUACUACGAGGAAAGAUUUGAGGUGUUCCACAUGAUUUGUGUCUUAGUGUUUUCGUUGUGGAACGUCCGGAAAAGCGGGGUGUGAUCAUGACGUUCUAGAACUCCUCGGUAACCCUAGGAGACUGGUCACGUGGCGGUGAAACAACAUGUUAGGACAGUACGCACGAGUGCGGGGGUAGUGCAAGUGACUACGUACGCCGGUAGAAAAACUAACGGUGCGAUAACUACGACAUCCUUUCUACGAUGAUCUUGACAGAAACCUAGGCUCAAAUGAGCGGAAACAUCGUCCUACCGAAGCUGGCGGUCUUCGGGCCAGAGAAAGAGGGAGAGGGGGACGCUUUGGGACAACAGAAACAGCGUCGGACGAAACACUCUAAACGGCGUGCCAGUGUGCUACCCAGCGUCCCCCAUGGCCAGACCAGCAGGGCGACGCACGGAAAGCCCCCUACGGUAGAAAAGAAAUCAUCUCUUAAGAUCGACGUGCGGCACAGCGGAGAAUUUCUCCCGACGAUACAGGAACCCAGACACGCCGCUUCGAAAGGGGAGACGAGCGGGAUGAAGAACAAGUUCCUGACGUUCCUGUACCUACAACACGCCGUGUACGGUACCGGUACGUACGGUCAGCGGGGCAGAGCGAUCCGCGACCGGACGGACAAAAACAAACUGUCGGUGGAGGGGACGGACAUUCGCCUGCCGCCACCCAAAGCACCGACGGAGCCCCGGAGGAAAAGUCUCCAGAAUGUGAAGUCCACGUCUACGGUGUCGUCAGAAGGUAGCCUAGAGAACCAGGCACCUGAGGCUGACGACCCUCAGACGGUACAAAAAAGACUGCAUACCUUGAUGAAUAUACACAGCAUGGGCAUCCCAAUAGAGAUUACGAACAAAGACUACGUCCCGGGCGUCAUCUGCCGGCCGCUGUUCCACUGCGCGCGCUGCAGAGACGUCUGGGACAGGCUAGGAGAGGUGCCGGGCAGCUGUGACCAGCCGUCGCGGCCUGUGCGAGGCAACGCCUUCUGGCUAACACGGGAGGCCAGCACCGGGCUGAUGCAGGGAGUGGACCCGAAGUCACAAGCCAUUCGCAUGAAAGCUGGCCGACACGGCGAGAAACUGCUACUGAUGGGCGCCACAACAGGUAGCCACCGUCUGCUGUAUGACGAGGAAGCCUCGUCCCUCCUGAGCCUGCUGAGGGACCUGCGGCACCAGGCCGCGGCCAGGCGGGAGGAAGAGGAGGAGGAUGACGACUACUGGAGCUACGGCACCGACGAGUUCAGCGAGGAGGAUCUGGACGUCGAGGACGACGGAAAAGAAGGUACAUCAAUGAGAGCAUCCCAUCGGAAGGAAGGGCGGAGAAGAGCGCAGAAGGCAUCCGUGCGGCGGAGGGGGAGUCUGGAGACCGCGCCGGAGUCGCACGCCAGCAGCCAGGACAGCGGCUUCACCAGUCAGCAGGGCGGCGGGGCCGGCCACGGGCUCCUCCCGAUGCUGCUGCGGAUCCUGGAGAAGGACUCCCGGCCGGGCUCCACCAAAGUUCUCGGUGACUUGGACGAGCGGCAGCUGGUCUUGCAGCUCCUGGACGCCAGCGAUGACAUCGACGACGCGGCUUGGGCCGAAGAAGGCGCACACUUCUUGAACUCGUUAAAAUCCAACCACGUCGUCAGGUUGACGCCUAACAACCUUCCCGCGUUGGUGGCUGAGAUCAAGCGGGGAACGAUAGCGGUACAGACGGGGCCUGACGGCUCGAUCAGGCUCGGGACAUACGGGCCGGACGGCGUGUUCGUCCCGUUCGAGGCCAGCGACGAAGACGGUAGGCCGAUCUCUGAACAGUUCGCAAGGAUGCUGGAAAGCACAUUAACGUCACAGUUGACACAGGUGCUAUCAUCUGGCGGAUCUACGGAUCCAGACUCAAAAGGUGCGGCAGGACUUCUAAAGGCGCUGAUGAACAACAGCGAUCUAGCGGCCUCGGUCGGUGGGUCGGACGUGUCGGACAUUGUGAACAAACUACGUGAACACCUAGCCGACGACAAACAAACAAAAGCAAAGGAAGGACCAUUCGAAACAGCUCGGAUGGCUGAUUUCAUGAUAGAUAUAAUGAAGACAAUCUUAAAAGAUGGUAAACUCCUUACAGAAGAUCAAGUCAAACAAGUCCUAAAAUCAGGAGGGAAUGAAGACUUACUGUUGAAACGUCUCUCCGACGGUAGGCUUUACUUUGGCGUUAAAGACCAUAACGGAGAAUUCGUGCCUUUCGGGACAUACGGAGAGGAUGGAGUAUUCUACUUCGGCGCUAUGGAUGGAAAUGGAACGUUCCAACUCACGGGGAGGGUAGACCAUACAGGCAACUUUGAACCUGGCGUGAUCAAGGACGACGGACUAUUCCAUGUUGUGGAGGAUGGGGUAAGCGAGGCCAUGGCUUCGGUCAUGUCAAAGUUGAAAGGUCAGCCGGGAUGGUUGAAGCAGUACGUCGAGACAAGAAUCAGACGACAGGAAGUGGUAGUUCAUAUCCCAGACCACGCCGGCCUUGAUGUGACGGGAGAGGGCACCGAUCUGAGCAACGACGAGGAUACAGACAGCGGCAAAACUGCCAUCGAGCGACAGAAACGGAGCAAAGACGACCCCCUGUACGACAUACGAGCGGCAGACGGACCCACCACGUCCGACCUACGACAACAGUACGACUCAUCCUCGUACGAACCUUUCCAACGCGACGCCAAGGGACAGAAACCCGGUGGGCAGACAGACUCUCAGGCAGUCAUGGGCAAGGAGGGACGCACAGGCAUUGCCCAAGACGUCACCGCAGACAAGACGAGCGACAUGAAAGGACGAGAGGGAAGCUUUAUGUCAAGUAGAGAGUCUAGCUCCUUAGAACCCCGUCUUGAAAAACGACACAAGGUUAUGAUCGGGUCAAAGAACAUCAAGACGUUGCGGCAGGGAAAGAAGGCUCAAGAAAGGGAGAAGAUAAAGAACAAAUUUGUAAAGAACAGGACGGGUAAACCUGACACACAGCCGGGUAAACUGGCUGACUAUCCUUCCACGCCUGCGCAGGAGACAGGAACGCCCUCAUUGGUUAGUCGAGAGGGAACCUUUUCCAGCAUGGUUGGGUCGGAAACGAGUAUCUCCGAAGCGUUACUGCGACAGCGACGAGUGUCGGUAUCCUCAAAUCAGGACAACUCAGUUGGAAGUAAAGUACCAGGCUCUGACGGUAGAGCUGUUCACUUGGGAGCGGACGGGAGGGACGGUCUCGCCGUACAGACAGAGGAGACGGGGUCUCAGGACACACCGUCACGGAAAAGGCGAGAAAUCGUCAAGAAAACAAGAUUAUCGAAUCAAGCAACGAGAUAUCCGAACAGGGCUAACCAAGGGGAAGGCAUGGCAGACAGUACUGGUCACGACAGAGGAGGUGAGGACGGUAUGGUUGGUUCUCAGCAGGACUUAAAAAACGGACAAAAACUCGCGUCACUAUCCUACAAAGUAGGAACAGAUCUAUCGGAUGAAAGAUUGCAAUCAAUAGGUAUUGAAGGGGAUGACUCUAACUCGUUACCCGCUCGAGGGCUGGCACCCCUUCCCAAGUCAGUGAAGAGGUCCAGUGAUGUACAAGGAAUGCUUUCACCGACACCGCAUUUUCCCGAUCCCAAACGGAACACUCUUCCGCCGCUUCCGACGGUGGAUAACUCAGGAAGAGCGUUUAAGAGUCCACGGUACCGUAGAUCCACGACCUCGCUGGCGGCGCCCGUCGUACCCACCACCGAAGGCGACCUCGACGGAACAACGGAGUUCACCGUGUCUGCUUCAAACAAAAACGAGUCGUCUGAGGAGUCGUCAAACUCCACCGAGACGGAGAGCGGAAGCAGCGACAGUUCCUCGGAAUCCGAGUUCGAGUCCGUCUCAAGAAAGAGACAACGUCACAAGAUUGACCUCCCUGACCUUGACGGCAUCUCGGCCCUCUCCUUCACCCGGGCCUUCACGUACUCGUACCUACCGCUCCCCCUAGCGUACAGGGAGAGGAACAACAAGCUGAAGGCGCGGGCGGCUCUCUUCAAUCAACUGAAGAAACCGAUCAAGCCGGCAAGGAAGGCGCGACCGACAAAACAGGACAUUGGUGUUAAUACAGACACUAAAGUUGACAAGACAAAAAAGGAAAAGAAAACUAAAUCUAACAGAUGACAUGCACAAUCAACAAAUACACCGAACAAGUUUAAUUCAAAUUUUACAAAAAAACUUAUUUACCGACAACUUCAUCCACUUCAGUUUCUUCUAUAGCUACACUGCCAUAUCGCCUAAUGCAUCGAUCGGAAUGUCCUAAAGACUAGUAAAGUGAAAAAUUGAGUCUUUUGUUGGGUUUAGAUAAACUUAAAGAGGAAACGGCUGGAAAAUCAGAGGCGAAAUACGGCUCUUUUGAGUCAAUUAUGAGGAUCUUAGAUAAGUAAGCACUUUAUAAAUAAAAUGUGCAAUUUGUUUCCAAA